UCACCGUUUCGGUUUCGCCGCGCGCGCGAAUUCUAUAAUUGCGAAUUAAAACCAAAAAAACAUCGAAAAAGUGCCGGAAAAAAAACAACGCUCAGCAAUGUGUGCGGUAAUAAAAAAUUCCCGAUUUAAUUCCGAUUCGAUCACGUUUUGCGUCGUGGAUGAAAGUUAAUAUUUAAAAGGGACUUGUGGCUGGUGAAAACCGAUGUUGCCUGGCGAGAGUCAAGUACAUCUCGCGUGUGUAUAUAAAUAAUUCGCAGGCGAAUUAUAUUGCGGCUGUGCGAAAAGCUGCGCCCACCUAGAACGAAGCUUUAACAUCGUAGUGUGGUGAAAUGGUGUGAGGCGAGUGGACCGUGGUGAAUUAUGAGCGCGGCGGAGAGCAAGCACGGAAAGAGCGCGACGAGCGCGAGCGGGGGCGGCGGGUCGCGCAAGAAACCCAGGUCGAGGUCGACGCCGCGCCAUGGCGACGCCGACAAGAAGCCGCGCAAGAAGCGCAACCUCAGCGCGACGGCGAGCAACUCCUUCGUCAGCAUACCCAACACCAUUAAGCUGUCGAUGCUCAACAGCGGGCUGCUAUCCGCAAAAAAUGGUUCCAGUCUGGAUACAAUUUGCCAGAAACCAAUCGAGCUGAAAAACUAUGUGAAGUUCUGUGAGCAACGGCGCAAGUUCCCCGUUUUAUACAAACUAGAAUUUCAAAUCGCUGUCAAAGUCGAGCAGCACUCUUGUCGGCACGGCACCAAGAAAACCAAUUUGGAAAAGAACCAAAAUCAGAAAUGCAUUCCAUACGACUACAAUCGAGUAGUGUUGGAAACAAUCGCCGGCGAGCACGAUUCCGACUACGUCAACGCCUCAUACGUCGACAGUUUAUUGAAACCCAACGCAUAUAUUGUCACACAAGGACCCACGGAGGAAACAGUCGCGGAAUUCUGGCGAAUGGUCUGGCAGGAACGCGCCAGUUGUAUUGUAAUGCUAACCAAGACAUUUGACUUCAUAAAAGUCAUGUGCGUACAAUAUUGGCCCGCAAAUAUGGAACUAGAAGAAACUCAUGGUGGUAUCACCAUUAAUGUCGUCCAGGAAGAAGAAUUGGCUAAUUUUCACAUUCGCACGUUUAGACUUUACAAAAAGGACAUAAACGAUGCGGUACUCGAGGAACGCCACAUCUUACAGUUCCACUUCACCGAAUGGCACAGCCACUCCUGUCCGUUCGCCAACGCCCUGCUGGAGUUCCGGCGGCGGGUGCGCGCCGUCGUCGGCCGCCGCAUCAAGAGUAACGCCAUGGGACCAAUGGUUGUACAUUGCAAUGAUGGCGGAGGUCGUUCGGGAGUAUAUCUAGCAGUCGAUGCGAAUUUGGAACUGAGUGAAGAAGAAGACACGUUUGAUGUGUUUGGUUAUUUGAAAAAACUACGACAAGCACGGCGCGGACUCGUAGAAGACGUGGAACAAUAUAAAUUUAUUUAUGAUACUUUGGAAGAAUACAUCACUUGUGGUAAUUCUUGGUUUCCUGUCAAUGAGUUAUCGCAGCGUCUCAAACAAAAGUCACUUAAACACGCCGUGUCGAAAAUCAACGAGUACCAAAGGGAGUAUAUGCUCAUUUGUAAGCAAACACCGCGGUUUACUAUCGGGGACUGCGCGGGUGGGCAUCGUGGUGACAACAGGAAGAAAAAUCGCGAUGUGCUCGUCGUGCCACCGGACAAUUUCCGACCGUACUUGACUUCUUUCCAGGGCAACAAUUACACCGAUUACAUUAAUGCCGUGUUUGUCGACGGUUACACAAAACCACGAGAAUACAUCGUCACUGAAUGGCCACUCAAACCCACUUGCGGCGAGUUCUGGUCCUUGGUCUACGAUUACGAAUGCUCGGCAGUGGUAAUUCUAUGUGUACCACCAGCAAAUUCGCAAUCUUUCCCAUCCUUUUGGCCCGAAGGCAAAGUCCGCAAGGAAAAAUACGGCCCUGUGUUUACCAUCGACCAUAUUUCACACAACCACUAUACAAACAUCAAGACAUGGGUGUUUCGCAUCAAUAAAAAAAUCGUCUCGCUGACUGAAUUAAUGGCUGGCGUUAAAGCCCCACCGCGAACAGUCCAACUCUUUCAGUUGAUGUGUUGGCCCAUGGGGCACAAAGUACCCACUUCGACUAACUCAUUGGUUGAGUUGAUGAAUAUGGUCGAAAGAUGGCGGCAACGCUCUGAUUAUGGACCAGUAUGCGUUGUUUCACCUGAUGGUAGAAGUCGAUGUGGUAUUUAUUGCGCUGCAAACGCGUGUAUUGAGCAAGUAAUCCAACAUGGCGAAGUGGAUAUCUUUCAAGCCGUGCGUACAGUGCGUCGUCAUCGACCUCAACUCAUUGAAAACAUAACCGAAUAUAAAUAUUGCUACGAUCUGGUCCUCCACUACGUCCUCCAUUACUUGAACAAAGAUUUGAAGGAGAAGGAAGACAAGCGAAAUCAGCACCAACUAGGCACCUAAACAAAAUGUCUGACAUUUACACGAUUUGGUCCAAUCUACGUGCCACACAUAUAUACAAAGAAUACGAUUUUAAACAUGCUACAAGCUGGGUACAAUUUCCGUGCCGUGGAAAUUUAUAUAUUUGUCUAUUUUAUUAUCUAUUGAACGCAACGCAUUCGUCGCAUUGAUAUAGUGAUAAUAAUUUGUUAGCACGUCAUGCACUUUAUAUAUUCAUACUCACAGGGUACAUAACCUAACAUAACCUAAACCAGUGUAGGUUGCCUAGUGCCAAAAAUAUGUAACGAUUACCAAAAAAGAAAAAUCGCUCAUCUUUGAAUCUUGUACUCUUUGUAAACAUUUUGAAGCGCCACACUUAAGCGAAAACAAUGACAAUUCAAGGUUAAGAACUGGUCGAGUGAUGCGUGCAUUGUUUAUGCACGAAAUUUAAGAUUUAAGUGCCUCCAUCCGCAACGAUUACAAACAAUUGAUAUUAAGAGAUAGGUAGUGUAAAUGCACUUACGGGUGUAGAUGAUUAUUGUUAGACGGGAUGAUGAAUUUUCACAUCACACAACAAACGAACUACGAGUUGAACUGCAAACUGUAACCGUUGACAACUUGUGCACAUUUACUAUGUGCAUGCGCAUUGUAAACCUAAAUGUAUGCAACCAAACAUACAGCAAAACAGUUAUUUGAAUGACAAGUGAAAAUUCACAUCACAAUUUAUAGUCUUAUUUAUUACUUCAGAGAUUAUUUAUUACUGUUAAUCUUAAAUUCAAUUCCAUUAUUGAAUAUAUAGAUACCUUUAAUAAGAGAUAUUAAAAGAAUAUAUUAAAAAUAGGCAAAUUUUAUCGGAUCGUUUAAAAAUGAAACUUAUUGUAAAUAUACUCACAUGAAAUUUUCAUUUAAAUUUCUUUCUAUUACUGUAUAAUGUAUACGGGAUAAAUAAAUGACAGUAAAUCA
This is a messenger RNA of Dalotia coriaria, 3399 nucleotides long. It is a transcript of the gene Ptp36E, whose product is annotated as protein tyrosine phosphatase 36E. Bases 361 to 2460 code for a protein of 699 amino acids. Gene Ontology annotation, molecular function: protein tyrosine phosphatase activity. Gene Ontology annotation, biological process: protein dephosphorylation. NCBI's taxonomy places the organism in Eukaryota, Metazoa, Arthropoda, Insecta, Coleoptera, Staphylinidae. The transcript has 14 exons. The record is from RefSeq and is a predicted model, not a curated record.